Messenger RNA from Gadus macrocephalus (Pacific cod), 9060 nucleotides. It is a transcript of the gene tln1, whose product is annotated as talin 1. The record is from RefSeq and is a predicted model, not a curated record. The transcript has 56 exons. NCBI's taxonomy places the organism in Eukaryota, Metazoa, Chordata, Actinopteri, Gadiformes, Gadidae. Gene Ontology annotation, molecular function: actin filament binding; integrin binding; structural constituent of cytoskeleton. Gene Ontology annotation, cellular component: focal adhesion; plasma membrane; cytoskeleton. The coding region runs from base 300 to 7922 and encodes 2540 amino acids. Gene Ontology annotation, biological process: platelet aggregation.
AACUGUGUCAACGUUGCUGCUGGACGAAGUUACCAUAUAGGAAGCAGUGGAGUCACCGCCCUAUCAUGCAGUCUGCUGUCCGCUGCUGAGCAGCUGCAGGGUGGAGUUUAACGCUGUCUCCAAGAGCGGAUGUAGACGGAACCGAGGGAAAUAGUUACUCUUCUUGGGCUCCUGUAAAACAUUUUUCCGCUAGAAAAGGCGAAUACCGUCCAUAUUUCGUGUUACUAGUUCAUCGGGUACACGGCGAUCACAAGUCCUCUGACACAGGAACAACUGGGGAACAAGCGAGAACCGCAACCAUGGUGGCGUUGUCACUGAAGAUCGGUGUGGGGAACGUGGUUAAGACCAUGCAGUUUGAGCCGUCCACCAUGGUGUUUGAUGCCUGUCGCAUCAUCAGGGAACGAGUCCCUGAAGCCCAGCUGGGCCAGCCCAACGACUACAGUCUGUUCUUGUCGGAUGAGGAUCCCAAAAAGGGAAUCUGGCUGGAGGCAGGCAAGGCCCUGGACUACUACAUGUUGAGGAACGGGGACACCCUGGAGUACAAGAAGAAGCAGCGUCCCCUGAAGAUCCGUAUGCUGGACGGAACCAUCAAGACCGUCAUGGUGGACGACUCCAAGAUCGUCAGCGACAUGCUUAUGACCAUCUGUGCCAGAAUAGGCAUCACAAACUAUGACGAGUACUCCCUGGUCCGGGACAUGGGCGAGGAGAAGAAGGAGGAGACCAUGGGGACUCUGAAGAAGGACAAGACCUUACUACGAGACGACAAGAAGAUGGAGAAGUUGAAGCAGAAACUGCACACAGACGAUGAGCUGAACUGGUUGGACCACGGCAGAACACUGAGGGAGCAGGGUGUGGAGGAGAUCGAGAUGCUGCUGCUGAGGAGGAAGUUCUUUUAUUCGGACCAGAAUGUGGAUUCCAGAGACCCGGUCCAGCUCAACCUGCUCUACGUUCAGGCCCGUGAUGACAUCCUGAAUGGAUCCCACCCAGUUUCCUUUGAGAAGGCAUGUGAAUUUGCUGGCUUCCAAUGUCAGAUCCAGUUUGGGGACCACAAUGAGAUAAAACAUAAGCCGGGAUUCUUGGAUUUAAAAGAGUUCCUGCCAAAAGAGUAUAUUAAGCAGAAAGGAGAGAAAAGGAUCUUCCAGGCACACAAAAACUCCCAGAAUAUGACAGAAAUCGAGGCUAAAGUCAGCUACGUCAAGCUCGCUAGGUCUCUCAAAACGUACGGCGUGUCCUUCUUCCUUGUGAAGGAGAAGAUGAAGGGGAAGAACAAGCUGGUGCCGCGCCUGCUGGGCAUCACCAAGGAGUGUGUGAUGAGGGUGGACGAGAAGACCAAGGAGGUGAUCCAGGAGUGGAACCUGACCAACAUCAAGCGCUGGGCUGCCUCCCCAAAGAGCUUUACUCUGGACUUUGGUGACUAUCAAGAUGGUUACUACUCAGUGCAGACCACUGAGGGUGAACAGAUAGCUCAGUUGAUUGCUGGCUACAUCGAUAUCAUCCUCAAAAAGAAAAAAAGUAAAGACCACUUCGGACUAGAGGGAGAUGAGGAGUCUACCAUGCUGGAAGACUCUGUGUCUCCUAAGAAGUCCACGGUCAUGCAGCAGCAGUUCAACACGAUGGGGCGGGUGGAGACGGGCUCGGUGGCCCUGCCCGCCAUCAUGCGCUCUGGCGCCGGUGGCCCAGAGAACUUCCAGAUGGGCUCCAUGCCCCAGGCCAAGCAGCACAUCACCAGCGGGCAGAUGCACCGCGGACACAUGCCACCGCUGACCUCGGCUCAGCAGGCCCUGACUGGGACCAUCAACUCCAGCAUGCAGGCCGUCAACGCGGCACAGGCGUCUCUAGAUGGGUUUGACACCCUCCCAGUACUGGGAACAGACGCGGCCUCCCAAGCCUGGCGCAGGAACAAGAUGGACGAAUCCAAACACGAGAUCCACUCCCAGGUGGACGCCAUCACGGCAGGGACGGCCUCCAUGGUCAACCUCACCGCAGGAGACCCUGCAGACACCGACUACAUGGCGGUGGGCUGCGCCGUGACCACCAUCUCCUCCAACCUCACGGAGAUGUCCAAGGGCGUGAAGCUGCUGGCCGCGCUCAUGGAGGACGAGGGGGCCAACGGACAGCAGCUGCUGGGAGCCGCCAAGAACCUGGCCACGGCCGUGUCCACCAUGCUGAAGACGGCCCAGCCCUCCAGCACCGAGCCCCGGCAGAACCUGCUGCAGGCUGCGGGGAACGUGGGCCAGACCAGCGGAGAGCUGCUGAGCCACAUCGGAGAGACCGACGCCGACCCACACUUCCAGGACAUGCUGAUGCAGCUAGCCAAGGCCGUGGCCAACGCAGCAGCGGCCCUCGUGCUAAAGGCUAAGAACGUGGCGCAGAAGACGGAGGACUCGGCCCAGCAGAACAGGGUCAUCGCCGCCGCUACGCAGUGCGCUCUGUCCACCUCCCAGCUCGUGGCGUGCACACGGGUGGUGGCCCCGACCAUCAGCUCCCCUGUGUGCCAGGAGCAGCUGAUCGAGGCGGGGAAGCUGGUGGCCAAGUCGGUGGAGGGCUGUGUGGAGGCCUCUCAGGGGGCCACCGGGGACGAGGUUCUGCUCAAGCAGGUGGGCGCCGCGGCAACAGGCGUCACGCACGCCCUCAACGAGCUCCUGCUGCACAUCAAGCAGUACGCCAGCGGCGCCCACCCCAUCGGACGCCACGGAGAGGCCACCGACCGCAUCCUGGACGUCACGGAGAACAUCUUCAGCUCCAUGGGAGACGCCGGUGAGAUGGUGCGGCAGGCACGCAUUCUGGCCCAGGCCACGUCGGACCUGGUGAACGCCAUCAAGAUGGACGCCGAGGGAGAGUCUGACCUGGAGAACUCCAGGAAGCUGCUCUCUGCCGCCAAGCUGCUGGCUGACGCCACCGCAAAGAUGGUGGAGGCUGCUAAGGGAGCAGCAGCGAACCCCGACAGUGAAGAGCAGCAGCAGAAGUUGCGGGAAGCUGCGGAAGGCCUGCGUAUCGCCACCAACGCAGCCGCCCAGAACGCCAUCAAGAAACGUCUGGUCAACAAGCUGGAGAAUGCAGCCAAACAGGCGGCUGCCGCGGCAACGCAGACCAUCGCUGCGGCCCAGCACGCCGCGUCGUCCAAUAGGAACGCAGCCUCUCAGCAGCAACUCGUCCAGAGCUGCAAGGUGGUGGCAGAGCAGAUCCCCCAGCUGGUGCAGGGUGUGAGGGGCAGUCAGUCCCAGCCCGACAGCCCCAGUGCCCAGUUGGCUCUGAUCGGGGCCAGCCAGAACUUCCUCCAGCCCGGUGCUAAGAUGGCCACGUCGGCCAAGGCCACGGUGCCCACCAUCGGAGAGCAGGCGUCCGCCAUGCAGCUCAGCCAGUGUGCCAAGAACCUCGCCAGCGCUCUGGCAGAGCUGCGCACGGCCGCCCAGAAGGCCCAGGAAGCAUGUGGACCUCUGGAGAUAGAGAACGCCUUAUCUGUGAUCCGAGGCCUGGAACGGGACAUGCAGGAAGCCAAGGCGUCGGCCGGAGCUGGGCGUCUCAAACCACUUCCUGGAGAGACGCUGGAGAAGUGUUCCCAGGACCUGGUGUCCAGCACCAAGUCUGUGAGCUCUGCCAUCGCCCAGUUGCUGAGUGAAGCCACCCAGGGCCACGAGAACUACACAGGCAUGGCGGCCAGAGACGUGGCCCAGGCGCUCCGCUCGCUGGCUUCCGCGGCCCGAGGCGUGGGCGCCACCGCCGGCAACCCUCAGGCCUGCGACGCCAUGCUCAACUGCGCUGCGGACGUCAUGGACAAGUCCGGGAGCCUGAUCGAAGAGACCAAGAGGGCGGUGGCCAAGCCCGGGGACCCCGAGAGCCAACAGAGACUGGCCCAGGUGGCCAAGGCAGUGUCCCAGGCCCUCAACAGGAGUGUGAACAGCCUUCCAGGCCAGAGAGACGUGGACAACGCUAUCCGGGCCGUAGGAGAAGCAAGCAAGACUCUCCUGGCUGACUCGUUCCCCUCCAGUGGGAAGAGCUUCCAGGAGGUGCAGGCCCAGCUGAAUCAGGCCGCGGCCGGUCUGAACCAGUCAGCCAAUGAGCUGGUCCAUUCCUCCAGGGGCACCACGCAGGAGCUCGCCAGGUCCACCAGCAAGUUCGGAGGGGACUUCAACAACUUCCUAGAAGCUGGCGUCGACAUGGCUGGGACAUCCCAGACCAAAGAAGAUCAGACCCAGGUGGUGUCCAACCUCAAGACCAUCUCCAUGUCCUCCAGCAAGCUGCUGCUGGCGGCCAAGGCCCUGUCCACCGACCCCGGCUCCCCCAACCUCAAGAACCAGCUGGCUGCGGCCGCCCGGGCGGUGACAGACAGCAUCAACCAGCUGAUCACCAUGUGUACUCAGCAAGCCCCCGGUCAGAAGGAGUGUGACAACGCUCUCAGAGAGCUGGAGUCGGUGCGGGAGAUGCUGGAGAACCCUACAGAGGCCGUCUCUGACCUGUCCUACUUCGACUGCAUCGACAGAGUCAUGGAGAAUUCAAAGGUGCUUGGAGAAUCCAUGGCGGGUAUUUCACACAACGCUAAGAACAGUAACCUGCCGGAGUUUGGGGACUCGGUCAGCGCGGGUUCAAAGGCCGUGUGUGGCCUCACUGAAGCAGCUGCCCAGGCUGCCUACCUGGUGGGGGUGUCAGACCCCAACAGCACCGCGGGUCAGAAGGGCCUUGUGGAUCCAUCCCAGUUCGCCAAAGCCAACCAGUCCAUUCAGAUGGCCUGCCAGAACCUGGUGGACCCAAUCUGCACCCAAUCCCAGGUGCUGUCAGCUGCCACCAUUGUUGCCAAACACACGUCUGCUCUGUGCAACGCGUGCCGCUUGGCUUCCUCCAAGACCUCCAACCCUGUUGCCAAGAGACAGUUUGUUCAGUCCGCCAAAGAGGUGGCCAACAGCACCGCCAACCUGGUCAAGUCCAUCAAGGCUUUGGACGGAGCUUUUAACCCUGAGAACCGAGAAAAGUGCAAAGCGGCGACAGGGCCACUGAUCGAAGCGGUGGAUAACCUGACUGCAUUCGCCUCCAACCCCGAGUUCGCUAGUGUCCCCGCUCAGAUCAGCCCUGAGGGCCUUGCGUCCAUGGAGCCCAUCGUAGCAGCGGCUAGGACCAUGCUGGAGAGCUCCACCGGGCUCAUCCAGACCGCCCGCUCCUUGGCCGUGAACCCCAAAGACCCCCCCAGGUGGUCGGUCCUGGCCGGUCAUUCUAGGACCGUGUCGGACUCCAUCAAGAAGCUUAUCACCAACAUGAGGGAGAAGGCCCCUGGCCAGAGGGAGUGUGACGAGGCCAUUGACGUCCUCAACAGCUGUAUCCGUGAGGUGGACCAGGCCUCCCUCGCUGCCAUCAGCCAGCAGCUCAGCCCCAGAGAGGACAUCUCCCAGGAGGCUCUCCAGGAGCAGAUGAUGACCUCCGUCCACGAGAUCAGCAACCUCAUUGAGCCGGUGGCCAUCGCGGCCCACUCUGAGGCCUCGCACCUGGGACACAAGGUGUCUCAGAUGGCCAGAUACUUUGAGCCACUGAUAAUGGCGGCUAUUGGCACAGCGUCUAAAAUCGUCAGCAGCCAGCAGCAAAUGGCUGUGUUGGAUCAGACUAAGACCCUGGCAGAGUCCGCACUGCAGAUGUUGUACACGGCCAAGGAGGCAGGAGGCAACCCCAAGGCGGCCCACACCCAGGAGGCCCUGGAGGAGUCGGUGCAGAUGAUGAAGGAGGCGGUGGACGACCUGGGAGCCACGCUGUCCGAGGUGGCGGGGGCCGCGGGCGCGGUCGGGGGCAUGGUGGACUCCAUCACCCAGUCCAUCAACAAGAUGGAAGACCCCAAUGUGGGAGACCCCGAUGGCAACUUUGUCGACUAUCAGACCACUAUGGUCAGGACGGCCAAGGCCAUCGCUGUGACCGUGCAAGAGAUGGUGACAAAGUCCAACACAAACCCAGACGACCUCGGAGGCUUGGCCAAUCAAAUCACCAACGAGUUCGGAGACUUGGCCAAUGAAGCUAAAUACGCAGCCAUCACCGCCGAGAAUGAAGAGAUCGGCUCACACAUCAUCAAGAAGGUGGGAGAGCUCGGCUUCUCCUGCACCGGCCUGGUGACCAAAGCCGGGGCGCUGCAGUGCAGCCCCAACGACAUGUUCACCAAGAAGGAGCUGAUCGAGAGCGCACGCAAAGUAUCUGAGAAGGUGUCCCAUGUCCUGGCGUCUCUCCAAGCUGGUAACCGUGGCACCCAGGCCUGCAUCACCGCGGCCAGCGCUGUCUCGGGCAUCAUCGCUGACCUUGACACCACCAUCAUGUUCGCCACGGCAGGAAGCCUCAACAGGGAGAACUCUGAGACCUUCGCCGACCACAGAGAGCACAUCCUGAAGACGGCCAAGGCGCUGGUGGAGGACACCAAGCUGCUGGUGUCGGGGGCGGGGGCCAGCCAGGAGAAGCUGGCACAGGCCGCCCAGUCCUCGGUACUCACCAUCACCAAGCUGGCCGACGUGGUGAAGCUGGGAGCGGCCAGUCUGGGCUCUGAAGACCCAGAGACGCAGGUGGUCCUGAUCAAUGCAGUGAAGGACGUGGCCAAGGCGCUGUCGGACCUGAUCCGCGCCACCAAGGGGGCGGCGGGCAAGCCUCAUGACGACCCCGCCAUGCUGCAGCUCAAGAACUCUGCCAAGGUCAUGGUCACAAACGUCACGUUGCUCCUGAAGACGGUGAAGGCGGUGGAGGACGAGGCGACGAAGGGAACCCGAGGCCUGGAGGCUACUAUUGAACAUAUCAAACAGGAGCUGGCUGUGUUCAAUAGUCCUGACCCACCGCCUAAGACGGCCACACCAGAGGAGUUCAUCCGCAAGACCAAGGGCAUCACCAUGGCAACGGCCAAAGCGGUGGCUGCUGGGAACUCAUGCCGGCAGGAGGACGUCAUCGCCACGGCGAACCUCAGCCGCUGCGCCAUCGCCGACAUGCUGCACUCCUGCAAGCAAGCGGCCUACCACCCGGAGGUCAACCAGGACGUCCAGCUCAGAGCGCUGCGCUACGGAAAGGAAUCCGCCGUCGGAUACCUGGCUCUAUUAGAGCAUGUGUUAGUGAUCAUCCAGAAGCCCACCCCGGAGCUGAAGCAGCAGCUGGCCAUCUACUCCAAGCGUGUGGCGGGCUCUGUGACCGAGCUCAUCCAGGCCGCCGAGGCCAUGAAAGGUACAGAAUGGGUGGACCCUGAAGACCCCACCGUCAUCGCUGAGAAUGAGCUCCUGGGUGCGGCCGCGGCCAUCGAGGCGGCCGCCAAGAAGCUGGAGCAGCUGCGACCGAGGACCAAGCCCAAGGAAGCGGACGAGAGCCUGAACUUCGAGGAGCAGAUCCUGGAGGCGGCCAAGGCCAUCGCGGCGGCUACCAGUGCGCUGGUCAAGGCGGCCUCGGCGGCUCAGAGGGAGCUGGUGGCUCAGGGGAAGGUGGGGGUGAUCCGGGCCAACGCCGUGGACGACGGGCAGUGGUCCCACGGCCUCAUCUCAGCGGCCCGCAUGGUGGCAGCGGCCACCAGCAACCUCUGUGAGGCGGCCAACUCGGCCGUGCAGGGCCACGCCAGCGAGGAGAAGCUCAUCUCUUCGGCCAAGCAGGUGGCGGCGUCCACCGCCCAGCUGCUGGUGGCCUGCAAGGUGAAGGCGGACCAGGACUCCCAGACCAUGAAGAGGCUGCAGGCCGCCGGAAACGCUGUCAAACGAGCUUCAGACAACCUGGUGAAGGCGGCGCAGAAGGCUGCGUUCGACGCGCAGGACGACCAGGCGGUGGUGGUGAAGAGCAAGAUGGUGGGCGGUAUCGCUCAGAUCAUCGCGGCCCAGGAAGAGAUGCUGAGGAAGGAGCGCGAGCUGGACGAGGCCCGCAAGAAGCUUGCAACCAUCCGACAGCAGCAGUACAAGUUCCUGCCCUCGGAGCUGCGCGAGGACAGCCAGGACUAGUGAGGUCAACACCCCGUGGUUGCUUAAGAUACGGCAUUGACAAAUCAUGUGCUCAGGACGCCACUCUCCGCUUCAGAUCACGCAAAUAUAGUAUUAUUUUUUAUGCUCAAGUCCACCCUUAGUAUUCGGAGCGAAACGAUACGAAAACAACAUGAAAAAAUUAAGCAAAAGAUCAAAGAAAAUGUUGUAUGGUUGCGUUACUGUUUUGAUCACGUACGCUUUUUUUUAUGGUAAAUGAGUUGAACGUUUUGUUUAUGUAUCCACAUUGCAUGUCUUUAUGAACUUUAUUUCUUUGUUAACUUUCUGCCAAUAACAAGGCACCCUAUGUGUUAGUGCCACCCUACUGAGAAAGAAAUGCAUGGCUUUAGUUCUGUAACACGUGCCAUGUUUCCUAUAUGUGUUGAAAACACUCUGAACAAAUACAGCACUUCUUGAUAUAAGGGUUAGUGUUGUAAUAAAUUACUUUGAGAUUCAAAACCUCUCACAUGAAUUUUGUUAAAGUACUGAUUGAGCAGAAAUGUAUUUUAUAUUGGAUUUUAUAUAGCUAAUGUUCAUCCAUUGGAGUUAUAUAAAUAGCCCUAUAAAAGCAAUUGUUUUGGUUGGGACCAAAUGAGUUAUGGACUAAAUUGAAUUAAAUCUAUAAUAACUUGUAUAUUUCUUGAUUCUUCCUUGUCGUUUUUGCUCAUGAUAAAGUAAUUAUUGUUUAUUUUGCAACAGGAUGUUGUGACUUUACUUAUCCAGGUUGUUGUUCAAUGCAUUUGUAACUGGCAUCUGACGGUAAUCAGAAGAUGUCUUUGUUGUAUUUGUAUUAGUUUGUUUCAUUUGUUUCAUAACAUCAAAUCACCUUUCUUAGGCAUUCUAAUUGUGUUGUUAAAUAAAUGACAAAAUGCUUUUGCACAUGAUCAUGAAAUGCAUAUGAGGAAGCAGAUUAUCGUGUAAUAUUUUGUUUUUUUAUCUUGGCCCUACUUGAUAUAACAAAAAACGCGUAUCCGGAAUCCAUAUCAAACUUAUUGAUUUGCAUAUUCAUGCAAAGUUUCAAUAUAUGUGUCAAUUUGUUUUCAACAUUUUAUAUAUCAGAAAAUAUGCAACUUUCAAGGCACCAUUAUAUUUUUUUCAAUAAAGCUGUUUUUCCUUAAAA